This is a messenger RNA of Oncorhynchus nerka (sockeye salmon), 2102 nucleotides long. Its product is annotated as frizzled-2-like. Gene Ontology annotation, cellular component: plasma membrane. Gene Ontology annotation, molecular function: Wnt-protein binding; Wnt receptor activity. Lineage: Eukaryota; Metazoa; Chordata; Actinopteri; Salmoniformes; Salmonidae. The record is from RefSeq and is a predicted model, not a curated record. The transcript has a single exon. Gene Ontology annotation, biological process: canonical Wnt signaling pathway; non-canonical Wnt signaling pathway. The coding region runs from base 249 to 1898 and encodes 549 amino acids.
GUUGCAGUGGGGGACUUGAAACUGUCUGAUUGGGCCAUGCAAGUUGCACAAAGGAAAAGUCAAGCAGCCUCUUGUAGGCGAACAAACAGCAACAGUUAUUCGCUCACCGGGACUACUGCAGAAGUUGUAUCAAUUAUUCCAUUAUUUAUAGCCAAAAUACCGAUGCUUACAGAAUAUAAAAAGUAUCUGUAAAUGGCAUGACUUUAUCGGGUUAAAUUGAGGAGAUUUUUUUUAUUGACCAGCUCACAAUGAAAAUGGAUUUUCAAACGAGUUGUGUGACUUUUUUCGCACUGAUCAUGCCGUCAAUGAUGGUAUCAGCGCAAGGGGAUAAUGGCAUUGCUUUCCCGGACCACGGAUUUUGCCAGCCUAUUUCAAUCCCACUAUGCACGGACAUCGCCUACAAUCAAACUAUCAUGCCCAAUCUGGUGGGACAUUACAAUCAAGAGGACGCAGGACUGGAGGUGCACCAGUUUUACCCAUUGGUAAAGGUACAGUGCUCGCCGGAACUUAAAUUCUUCCUAUGUUCAAUGUAUGCGCCUGUUUGUACAGUUUUGGAAAAGGCCAUUCCACCCUGUCGCUCAAUUUGCGAGAGGGCAAAGCACGGCUGCGAGGCGCUCAUGAAUAAAUUCGGGUUCCAAUGGCCAGAACGCCUCCGGUGCGAGAAUUUCCCCGUGCUUGGAGACGGGCACAUUUGCGUGGGUCAGAAUGAAUCUACUGCCACUGCCCCGCCCGUACACAUGCCAGUCCCUGGAACCCCUGGCGUCCAUGUCUACUCCACAUCAGACAGGCCUUUCCGCUGUCCAUCUGUGCUCAAAGUCCCCACUUAUCUGAAUUAUUCGUUUCUGGGGGAGCUGGAUUGUGGAGCACCAUGUGAACACUCCAGGAGCAGUGGGGGCUACAUGUUCUUCAAUGACAAAGAGAUUUAUUUUGCACGCAUAUGGAUCCUCAUCUGGUCAUCUCUGUGCUGUGCCUCCACCCUAUUCACCGUCACCACCUACCUAGUGGACAUGCAGCGCUUCAAGUACCCGGAGAGGCCCAUCAUCUUCCUCUCUGGGUGCUACACCAUGGUCUCCAUAGCCUAUAUCGCUGGCUACUUCCUGGGGGACAAGGUGGUGUGCAAUGACAGCUUCACCCCAGACGGAUACAAGACCAUAGUCCAGGGGACCAAGAAGGAGGGCUGCACCAUCCUCUUCAUGAUGCUGUAUUUCUUCAGCAUGGCCAGCUCCAUCUGGUGGGUCAUCCUCUCCCUCACCUGGUUCCUGGCAGCUGGGAUGAAGUGGGGGCACGAGGCUAUUGAGGCCAACUCCCAGUACUUCCACCUGGCAGCCUGGGCUGUGCCCGCCGUGAAGACCAUCAGCAUCCUGGCCAUGGGGCAGAUCGAGGGGGACGUGCUCAGUGGGGUGUGCUUUGUGGGCCUCAACAGCCUGAACCCCAUACGGGGCUUUGUCCUGGCCCCCCUCUUCAUCUACCUCUUCAUCGGUACCUCCUUCCUCCUGGCCGGCUUCGUGUCCCUGUUCCGCAUCCGCACCAUCAUGAAGCACGACGGCACCAAGACGGAGAAGCUGGAGCGCCUGAUGGUGCGCAUCGGGGUGUUCAGCGUGCUCUACACCGUCCCCGCCACCAUCGUCAUCGCCUGCUUCUUCUACGAGCAGGCCUUCCGCCACCACUGGGAGAGAAGCUGGGUCAGCCGUAACUGUAAAGGCUUAGCCAUCCCCUGCCCCAUGCAGUACACCCCCCGCAUGACCCCCGACUUCACCGUCUACAUGAUCAAGUACCUGAUGACCCUCAUAGUGGGCAUCACCUCCGGGUUCUGGAUCUGGUCUGGCAAGACACUCCACUCCUGGCGUAAGUUCUAUACCCGACUCUCAAAUGGUAGGCACGGAGAGACCACUGUCUAGGGAGGGAGGUCAAAACAUGGGACUUGUUUUGGGACAUUCGUUUGGAUGUUUUAUAGUGUGUUUUUCUCCCUCCUAUUUGUUUACUCACUGUCAGAGACUCAGUGGUACUUUUAUACAUUGAUCAUCAGAUACUGUCAGUAUUUUUAUGGAACGUUGACACAAUUUGUAAGAAGUCAAAUAUUGCAUGACAAAAUCAAGCUUUAA